GUUUAAAGAAAAAGCAGCCCGAACUCUCCUAGCUUGCUUUCCGGCUAUUCGACUAGAAAUAACCCGGGUCCCGAGGAACUGGUAUCCAAAUUCGGUUCUCUACGGAUGUUAGACUGGGGUUCUUCAAGGUCCAUUUCUUAGGUUCCUCGGCGCCGUAGCUGUUGCGGUCUAGUUUCUCACCGAGAAUGGAGUUCCGGUAUCUCUGUGCGGAGCAAGCUCCCACUCUAUAACUAAAAGUCAAAGGGAGGCUAAUUUAUUUUCUCGUCCACGCACAUUGCAACAUGGCGCCACUUGCGCGAACAGUGUACAAUGCCUGCGGGCUGCUCCUAUCGGGACUCCUGCUGUUAGGAUAUCCUCCAGCCACUGAAGCAGGUGUCGUUAGGAGACUUUCUAACGAAUAUCAAGUCGCAUCGGUAGGCCGUGAGCGCGUUAGCGUUAACGAUGGCUGGCGCUUUUCUCGUUUCGAAUCAAAUCCGGAUUCAUUAUCAUACAGCACACUGAAGGAAUGGAUUCUCCCUUCCGGCAACGACUUCAUCGUCAACGGUGCCAAGCAUGAACGUCCUGAGAAAACUGCUCCGGGCGGCGACGUCAAGUAUGUGCAAGCAUCAUUCGAUGAUAGCGAGUGGGAGACUGUGAACGUUCCGCACGAUUGGGCCAUUAAAGGUCCUUUCCAUGCCCCAGGGAUUCCGAAUAGCAUGGGUGCCUUGCCUAUCAACGGCGUAGGAUGGUAUCGUCGCAACCUGACAAUAUCACCAAGCGACGCCGACAAGUCUAUUUUCUUGGAUAUCGACGGCGCCAUGUCAAAUUCCGCGGUGUGGAUCAACGGUCAAAUUAUUGGUGGAUGGCCCUACGGAUACAAUUCUUUCCGUUUGGACCUUACUCCGUACGUAAAGGCUGGAGAGAACCUGCUAGCGAUCCGAAUCGACAACCCUUUGAACUUCUCACGCUGGUACCCCGGUGCCGGUCUCUACCGCAAUAUCUGGCUUGUUAAGGUUGACCAGACUCAUAUUGGUCAAUAUGGCACGUAUAUUACGACCCCGGUCGUAUCUGCAGAAUCGGCUGAUGUCGAGCUAACCAUUGAGAUUGAAAACAAGGGAAAUUCUAGUCGCCAGGUAGGGGUAAAAACCGAAGUAUAUGUCUUCGACGCUGAAACCGGGAAAGCUGGAACAGACGUGAUUGCAUCCUUCCCACAGUCAACCGUAAGCGUAUCAGCUAGCAGCAAAAAGUCCGUGAAUGCUUCGGUAACGGUAGAAAAUCCACGACUCUGGGGACCUAAGCCGGAUCAAGUACCUAACCUAUACGUCGCCGUUACGAAGCUUCUUUCCAAUGGUACCGUCAUCGACACCUACGAGACGCGCUUUGGUAUCCGAUCUAUCACCUACGACGCUAACACGGGAAUCCAUGUAAACGGCAAGAGGGUUUACAUCCAAGGCACCAACAACCACCAUGACCAUGGCUCGAUCGGCGCUGCAUUCCACCUCAGAGCAGCUGAGCGUCAGCUAGAUCUACUACAGGAGAUGGGCUGCAAUGCGCUUCGAAUGUCUCACAAUCCACCAGCCCCUGAGCUGCUCGACCUGGCGGACACGUACGGCUUUUUGGUCCUGGACGAAAUCUUCGACGUCUGGAAGCAGCAAAAGAUUGAGGAUGACUAUCACGUAUAUUUCGAGGAGUGGCACGAGCCGGAUAUCCGCAACUUCAUCCGACGUGACCGUAAUCACCCCUCCAUCAUAGCCUGGAGCUUCGGCAACGAAAUCGUCGAGCAAUCAACACCUUCCGGCGGCGCAACAGCCCGCGAACUCCACAGCAUCAUGCAAGAAGAGGACCCAACGCGACAAAUCAGCGCCGGCAUCAACAGCGCAAAGGCCGGUAGCGAAUUCUCCAACGCCGUCGACAUCCCUGGCAUGAACUACCAGGGCGAGGGCCGCGGCACGUCGUUCGAUUCGGCGUACCCAAGCUACCACUCUACAUACCCCGGAAAAGUGCUUUGGAGCACCGAGAGCUCGUCGGGCGUCAGCUCGCGCGGGACCUACAUAUUUCCGGUGACGAGCGCUAAUAGCACGACCGUCGGCGACGAUUCGGGUUCGGAUCCUACGACGCUAUUCGUUAGCGCGUAUGAGCUUUACGCUGUCUCGUGGGGUUCGUCGCCGGACAAGGUGUUUGGGAUGCAGGAUAGGUUCCCCUAUGUUGCGGGCGAGUUUGUGUGGACUGGGUGGGACUAUCUGGGCGAGCCUACGCCGUUUGACACCGAGGCUCGUAGUUCAUAUUUUGGAAUUAUUGAUCUGGCCGGGUUUAAGAAGGACCGUUUCUACUUAUAUCAAGCCCGUUGGCGCCCUGAUUUUCCUAUGGCGCACAUCCUACCUCACUGGACCUGGCCCAGCCGCGUCGGCGAAGUAACUCCAGUCCACGUGUUCUCAGGCGCCGACGAGGCCGAACUAUUCGUCAACGGAAAGUCCGCCGGUAAACUUCAAAGGGAACCAUCCAACUACCGCUUCCGAUGGGAUAAUAUUACCUAUGCGCCGGGCGAGCUGCACGUCGUCACGUAUAAAGACGGUGCUAAAUGGGCCGAGGAUACGGUGAAGACGGCUACCGAGCCUGCGAAACUAAAUAUCACAGCGGACCGCACGACAAUCCGCGGCGACGGUCACGAUCUGUCGUUUAUCACUGUUGCUGUUACUGACGAGAGCGGUACGACUGUGCCUGAGGCUAGCAAUGCCAUCACGUUCUCUAUCUCCGGCCCUGCCGAGAUUCUGUCAACCGACAAUGGCAACCCCACCGACUUCACUGCGUUCCCGAGUUUGACGCGUGACGCCUUUAGCGGACUUGCCCUUGCUGUUGUCCGUUCGGAGUCGGGGGGUUCUGGAGACAUUACAGUCCGUGCAGAGGCGGAGGGACUUAAGGGGGCAGAGAUAGUGCUGAAGGCUACGUAAGUGGAAAGGGGGUUUAUAGUAUCUAAAUAUAGGCCGGAUUAACGAAAAC
Molecule: messenger RNA, 2976 nt
Organism: Daldinia loculata
Lineage: Eukaryota; Fungi; Ascomycota; Sordariomycetes; Xylariales; Hypoxylaceae
Product: glycoside hydrolase family 2 protein
Exons: 3
Coding region: 282-2927 (881 amino acids)
Biological process (GO): carbohydrate metabolic process
Molecular function (GO): hydrolase activity, hydrolyzing O-glycosyl compounds
Source: RefSeq, a predicted model, not a curated record